Molecule: messenger RNA, 1362 nt
Organism: Coffea eugenioides
Lineage: Eukaryota; Viridiplantae; Streptophyta; Magnoliopsida; Gentianales; Rubiaceae
Product: probable isoaspartyl peptidase/L-asparaginase 2
Exons: 4
Coding region: 141-1118 (325 amino acids)
Molecular function (GO): hydrolase activity
Source: RefSeq, a predicted model, not a curated record
ACCUCUGCCACCUUUCUGUGUGAGGGCGUGCAUUGUUUUCAUUUGGCACUCUCCUUCCUUCCUUCCUUCUGAAGCAGUUGCAGUAGAGCAAAACAGACGGCGGAGGGGAUCAAGAGGAGAGAGUGUGAGAGACGCAGAAAAUGGGUGGUUGGGCUAUAGCGGUGCACGGCGGCGCUGGGGUGGACCCCAACCUCCCACCCCAACGUCAAGAAGAAGCAAAACAGCUCCUCACUCGUUGCCUUAAUCUCGGCAUCUCUGCUCUUCGCUCCUCCCUCCCCGCCAUCGACGUCGUCGAACUCGUGGUUAGAGCACUGGAAUCGGAUCCUUUGUUCAACUCUGGCCGUGGAUCUGCACUGACUGAGAAUGGAACGGUUGAGAUGGAAGCCAGCAUCAUGGAUGGACCGAAAAGACGAUGCGGCGCCGUUUCCGGCGUCACCACCGUCAAGAAUCCCAUUUCUCUCGCUCGCCUUGUCAUGGACAAGUCUCCCCAUUCCUAUCUUGCCUUCUCUGGGGCUGAAGAAUUUGCCAAACAACAGGGAGUAGAGAUGGUGGACAAUGAAUAUUUCAUCACCGAAGACAAUGUGGGCAUGCUCAAAUUAGCCAAAGAAGCUAAUUCUAUUUUGUACGAUUAUAGGAUCCCAAUUGUUGGACUGGAGUCCUGCGGCGCAGCUGCUGAGAGCCCAAUCCUAAUGAAUGGACUGCCAAUCAGCGUAUACGCGCCGGAGACGGUGGGGUGCGUGGUGGUAGACGGCCAAGGCAGGUGCGCAGCCGCCACCUCAACCGGGGGCCUCAUGAACAAGAUGACCGGUCGCAUUGGUGACUCCCCCUUGAUUGGAGCUGGGACCUACGCAUGUGACCUAUGCGGGGUCUCUUGCACCGGAGAAGGCGAGGCCAUCAUACGCGGGACCCUCGCUCGUGACGUGGCAGCUCUGAUGGAGUACAAGGAGCUCAGCCUCCAAGAUGCGGUGGAUUAUGUGAUCAACAAAAGGCUGGACGAAGGGAAGGCUGGUUUGAUUGCGGUGUCCAAAACCGGGGAGGUGGCGUGUGGGUUCAAUACGAAUGGAAUGUUUAGGGGGUGUGCUACUGAAGAUGGUUUCAUGAAAGUUGGUAUAUGGUAGUAAAUAUUUUUUUGACAAUUUAGAAUUUGAUGAUGAUUGCUGUUGCUUUGGUUGUUCUGAAGCUUUUGUCGUCAGAAUAAAAAGAUCAUGCAAUGCAAAUUAUGGGUGAAUAAUUUGCAAUGACUGUUGAUCUUGAGUAGGAUUUUAACUAUUACAAAAUGGGUUAUCUGGGCUGAUGAUCGGUAAUGGUAGUGAAUCUUUUAUUAAUCAUUUAAGGCCUCAAUCUGUCUCGUUUUUUGCGUUA